Metarhizium acridum CQMa 102 is the source of this 2124-nucleotide messenger RNA. NCBI's taxonomy places the organism in Eukaryota, Fungi, Ascomycota, Sordariomycetes, Hypocreales, Clavicipitaceae. The record is from RefSeq and is a predicted model, not a curated record.
AUGGCCCCGUCUUCCCCAGAAUCUACCACGAGGCGGGGAGCAGAGAAUGCUCCAACCAAGGACGGUCUCGGGGAGCCAUCGGCGAAGCGCCAGAGGCGCGACCCGGAUGAAAAUCCAACGUCUGGUACAAGUCUUGCCAAAUUGCCGGCUUCGGCUAAUCACUUUGACGACAGGGGCCGAACCGGCGGCAAGCAGCUUGUCAACCGUGCCGCCUACGCAAGGUCAAGUGUGACAAGAAACGGCCGUUGUGCGGCUUGUGCAAACUCAGCGGUCACCCCUGCGAAACUCCCAGCGAGGAUUCGCACUGCCGCUGAUGCGAUUGUGACUGAAAAUCCCCGAGAUAUCAACCACACACUUCCUCGUGCCGCCUCUGUAGAGGCAUCCGGAGACUUCCUUCAGAUACCUCCUCAUAGAGCAAGUGCCGACACAGUUUUACAAUGGGGGAUUUUUGAAGGAAAGUAUUCAGCAAACUUCCUGAUCGGCGCGUUGUUCAAUCCAGGUCACAAUGACGUCUCUCUUUGCACAGAAGCUACCUCAAGCUCAUCCGGAGAUGUCAUCACGAACGCUUCAGGGCUCACCCAUCUCGAAGAGGAAAAAAUACCUGGCCUCAUUGACAGGUUCCUGCAAAAUGUGCACACCAAGAACCCGAUCCUCGACGUCGAAGCUUUAGUAAAGCAUGGAAGACGAUGCGCAGACCAAGGCAUCGGGUGGGAUGGCCGAUCUUGUCUAGUCCUCAUGGCGUGUGCUCUGGGUGCCGUGGCAAAGCCUUUCGACAGAUCAUCUCUCCCCAUGUCGAUGGCCAUUUCUCCCGUGAGUGAGACGGGGCCAACCAGUGCCUCGGCAACGUCUUCCAAACUGUACGCCAAGGAGUUGCAGCAAGGCGAUUGCUGCUUUACCAUGGCUUGUCGCCGUCUAGGAUCGCUAAAGUAUUCCAUGCUCGGUGCACAAUGCCAUUUUUUUGCUGGCGUAUAUCUCAUGUACACCUUGCGGCCAAUGCUAUCCUGGCAUUAUUUUCUACAUGCUUCAAUAUUCUGUCAAAUGUAUCUCAAAAUGACUCAUGGACUGUCUGGGAACUUUACGGAGGUUUUGGGAGAUUCAUAUCAACGCUCCACAUCAAUUGACCAUCUGUUUCCGUCACCGCCUUCACCUGUGACCACGGAUCAACAAGGGACGGCUUCGUCAGCAUCUGCAUAUGGUGAGUCCGGAUUGAUCGUUGACGGAGCCACGGAAUUGCGACAGCAUGUUGUUCGGCUAUGCAACGAAGAGGAAAGCUGGUAUUACUAUCUCACCGAGAUUGCCCUCCGUCGUAUCGGCAACCGAAUCGUCAACACAUUCUUCCGGCAAGAUAAAUCGUCCUGGCUGAAUGUCAAGCCCCUCCUGCGCAUGGCACAAGAGUUUGAAGCGCAAGUAUUGUCUUGGUCGGCGCAUCUUCCCCCAGCAAUGCAGCGUUAUGAGACCACAUCCAUCAUCCGCGCUCCAGACUCAACCCUGAGAGGAGCAGGCAGUCAUGUGUCAAGGGAACUCAGCUGGGCCAUAGACAAUCGGCUCCUCGAGAUGCAGACAUGGCUAUACCAGCCUUUCUUAUAUUACUUGAUUCAUGCUGGCUCUGGCUGUAUGAUCGAACCUGCUGGAAUUGCAGCAGGGACUGGCCAACCACCUCGAAUCAGCAGCCUGUUAAACCCGUUCUCACCACCAGAAAUUGGAGCUAGCCCUGGAUCAGCAGCCAGUAUUCCUGGUACCUCGCCUCUGAACGCCGACGAUCUUGCAGUUCUUCACUCCCUUGUGUCGUCGGGCAUUGAAUGCCUCAUCAGAACCAUCGACGUCCGUGCCCGUGGCCACCGCCACCAUGGCUUAUGGUAUGACCUUCGCAGUAUUAUGUGUGCGUCCUUGGUAUUGCUGGCUGUGGUGAAAAGUGGCAACGCAGAUUGGAUUCCAGGAGGAACCGCGACUCUUUGGGGCGAGCCACCUUUAUUGUCGGGCUACUGGACGGGAACUGUUGCACCGAUCGGCGGCAAAAUUGCAAAGGCCCUUUCCCAGUUUGACUUCUGGGCGGGAGAGUCGCCAGAUCUAUUGCGAUAUAAAGAAGUGCUUGAGGCUGUGGUGAGGGAUGUUAGAGGCUCCUAG